GCCCGAGCCGGAGGUGGAAGAUGGCGGAGCCGGGGCCGGAUUGCAGCGCUCUGCUCGACGAGGAGCUUUCCUCCUUCGUCUUCAGCUACCUCGCUGACAGCCAGUACGAGGUGUCUGGUGAGGAGCAUCUCUACUCCGACUUCCCUGAGAUCGAUUUGUCUCAGCUGGAUGCCAGUGACUUUGACUCAGCCAGCUGCUUCAGUGAGCUGCAGUGGUGCGGGGAGCACUCAGAGACCGACUCCAGCCAGUACAGCACAGACGACUCCGAGCUGUUCCAGAUAAUAGACAGCGAGAAUGAAGCACUGCUGGCAGCCCUCACCGAGACAUUGGAUGAUAUACAGGGAGAUGACAUGAGCCUGGCUGCCUUCCGCACUAUGGAAGAGGGGGACACGCUCAACCAUGCCUACACCUCGCCUGCCCCCUCCCCCAAACCCACCGCCCCGGUCACGGGGGGGCCAUCCCCGGCCCCCGAGUUUGAUGAGCUGUCUCUACUGAAGAAGUUGCUCCUCUCUCCAUCACAUGUGCCCCCAAGCUGCGAGGCGCAACGGGAUGGGAGCGCCCGGCGCCUGGGGACCCCUAAAUCCCGACCCACACGGCCCUGCACAAAGGUGGAGGGUCCUCGAGACAGGAGGGUGAGUGUCCCACAGGUGCAGAGCCGCAGCUGCUCUGAGCUGCACCGACACCUCACCUCUACUGCCUCCUGCUCCCAAGCCCCCCCGGUGCCUGAGGAAUGCCCCAGCGGCAGCCACCACCUCUCCCCUGGUGACUGCACCCAUCAUGAGGACGACAGCGACUCCAGUGAGGACUCUGUGAGCUCCAGCGACUUGGUGACCCCCUCGUCCUCAGCAGAGGAUGGCUCCGGCAGCCAAUUCUUCUGUGAGGGGGAGAUGCACUCAGUAGUGGAGCUUAUCCGCUACAUGCACACCUACUGCCUGCCGCCAAGGAAGUUACCUUCCCGUGACGCCGCUGAUGCCAUGCCCCAGCCCUGCAUCAGCCCCUACAAGAGAGCCAAACCAGACUGCCCCACACAGCCAGGUACCCCUGGGAGAGCGCAAAGCGGGCCAGGCUGUAGCUGGCAGAUGAACGGGAGCUGCAAGAAGCCUGGAGCAUCCUUCUCCAUCCUGAAGGAGUUGCUGGCACGGGACCUGCUGUGCGACGUGAGCAAGCCAUACCACCUGGGCAAGCCAGUGUAUGCUGCCCUGGUGCGGCCACCUGGCUCCCGCUCCCCUGUGCCACUGACCCGGGACAGGGAGGAUGCUGUUGGGACCUGCACAUCCAGAGCCAAAACAGCACCAGAGAAGGGUGAGCAGCGGCAGAGCCCCGGGGCUGAGGCAGAGGCACUGCAGGAGCUGUGUGGCCUCGAGGACGAUGGUGGGAAGCAUGUGGGCACCCCAGGCGCAGCCAUGGGGAAGGUGGCCCGCAAGCAGGAGAACACUGUUUAUGCUGUACGUCGGUCCAAGAGACUCAACCCUGAGCUCGACCACUGGCUCUCCUUCCUUGACGAGCCACCCCCUGAGCUCUCCAUCCCUCGGGAGGCAGGGGAUGGCUGCAGCUCCCGGGAUGCCCUGCCAUGCAGACAGCCCAUACCGUGCCCAGCACUGGAGGGCUUCUCCACUGAAGAUCCUGCAGCCGAAGUGGAGGUGGGGGUCACAGCACCACCAGCAGAGCCCCAGCCUCUCUCCCUGGGCUCCCCAGGGGAUGGUGAGGUUGGCAAUGGGGCUGAGAUCCGGCGCUGUGUCCUCCUGGAGCAAGCAGAAACACCCAGGGGUCUCACACUAUCCUUGGCACAAACUGACCCAACCUUUGGGAAGAGAAACUUUGAGCCGAUGCUGACUGUGGAGCUGUGUGGGACAGCAGGUCUCACACCACCCACCACUCCACCAUACAAGCCCGCUGAAGAGGACCUGUACAAGCCAGAUGUCACACAGGAGCUGGGGAAGGAAGAUGAGAUGGCUCCCAGCCCCAGGGGAGUAGGGGAUUCAGCAGCCUCCCGGAAAGCCCUCAGGAAGCACCCUGAGAGGACAGAGCUGUUCGCCCACCUGAGCCGAGCUGCUGGGCACCCCGUGCUCCCCGAGCAGCAAGGUGUGCUCAAGCGUCCCUUCUCCCGCUCCUUUGGGGACCACGACUACUGCCAAGUCAUGAAGCCCGAAGCAGCCCUGCAGAGGAAGGUGCUCAAGUCAUGGGAGCCCCCAGGCCAAGUGGAGACAGAGCACAAAAGGAGGGUCCCAGCUGCUCACUACCAGGGGCUGGACCUCAGCAGCAAGGAGGCUGGCAGCGAGAUGCUGUGGAAGGAUGGUGUCAAGCAGCUGAGAGACCAGCAGAUCAGAGCCAGCUUAACAAAGCACUUUGGCUUUCUGGACAGUGCUCUUGAUGACGAGGACAUGGUCUUCUGCAAGACCCCUGAGUAUGACACCGUCUUUGAAGAUAGCUGCAGUGAGAGCGGCUCCCCUGUGGAGGAAGAAGAGGAAGAGGAGGAAGAGGAGGAGGAAGAGGAGCAUGGCAGCACCAAGCUGUGCCUGCGGAGAAAUCCUCUUUCCAGGACCAGUUCUCAUUACUGUUCCCGGAGCAGGUCCAGCUCAGGGUCUUCCUGCUGCCGGUCUCGAUCACCCACAAGCAGACGCACCUUCAGGUGUGAGAACAGCGAGCAGUGUCAGGGCGGGAGCAGGCACCGGGGCCAGAUGGAGAAGAGACGGGAAAAGGCCAUCGGCGAAGGCAGGGUGGUGUACAUCAGAAACCUCUCCAGCAGCAUGAACUCCAGCGAACUGAAGAAACGCUUUGAGGUGUUUGGUGAGAUAGUGGAGUGUCAGGUCCUGUCCAGGACUAACAGGGGAGAUAAAUAUGGCUUCAUCACCUACCGGUAUUCAGAGCAUGCCGCCUUAUCUCUGAAGAAUGGCACCUCACUACGGAAGAGGAACGAGCCUUCGUUCCAGCUCAGCUCUGGUGGCCUCGGGCAUUUCUUCUGGACCAGAUAUGCUGACUUGGAUUGCAGCGCAGAGGAGUCCUCCCCAGCUCCAGUGAAAAGCAAGUAUGAGACCAUGGAUUUCGACAGCUUGCUGCAGGAAGCCCAGCUAAGCCUGCAUCGGUAACAGCCUUAACCUUGGAGGAAUACCUCAAUACCUCAGUCAAGGCACUUCCAAUAUGUUUACGUUUUCAAAGAAAUUAUUCAGUCUAUGGAAAGAGAGAGAACGUGAGAGAGGAGAGUACGCGAGAGAGAGACUGCUGUCCCUUCUGAUUGAUGUUUACAUUGAACAAAGCUGCUUCUGUCUGUGAGUCCCCAUGGUGUUGAUGUCUCACUGCCACCCGUUAGUCCCUCCGCUGCUGACUGGUUGUUUUAGGGUGAGCCUAGGAGCCCCCCGGCCCCUCUCCCCCAUCCUGGUCCCCCACCGUGCUCCUGCCGUGGAGUUGCAGCUGUGUUCACCAUAACAUUUUUUGUCCGUAGUGUGUGAUGAUGAAAUUGUUACUUGUGAAUAGAAUCAGGAUUAUAAACUAAUUUUUAAUAGAAGAAGAGAAAAAAAGAAGUAUAUACUUAAAAAAUGUAUUUAUGGCUCAGAUGUACUGUAAUUCAGAUUUAUUGUACCGCUUCCUUGAUUUUUAACUAUGCACUGUAAUGAGGCACUUGCCACUCAGCAAAUGGGUGGUCAAAGCAGAGUCACGGAGCAUGGAGGCACCUGCCUGCCCUGCUGGCAAACCAGGGUGCUCGGUCAUUGUGUCGGAGUCACCCACUUUGCUGUCAAAGCCAUUAUUCUUUGCUUGCAUGGUCUGAGAUCCCCAGCCCCAGCCCAGCUGGGCUGCAGCACCUGGAUGCUGAGCUUGGUCCUGGUGUGUGCUGGAACAGGUGGGCAUACUCUAUAUGUACAUAGGGCCAGUCAGCUUUGCAAGCUCUGAAGUAUGUUUGCAUACUGCAAGCUUGAAGGAGAGGGGUGGUAGAAGGAUGCACUACAUGACGGGCCAUGGGACUUCCUCCAGCCCCCAGUCGCCUUUGGAGCCACGAGAGAUGGGCCAGGGACUGAGCUGGCCAGGCUUGAUCCUGUGGGCACAGCCUGGGGGACGGGCACCUCCAGGUCUGUGCAAGGGAGCUGGCUUCUCUCCAGCCCCUUGGGUACUGGGAGACAAGACAGGAUGAGUGGCUUGCUCCCCACUUGCUUCUACUCCUGCAAAGCAAGUGGGGCAAGAAGACCCAUUUGUGAUGGCCCCCAAAAUCCAGAGGGGUAGGGAGGGGGCACGGCAGCCACACUGAAUGCCUGCCUCACUGCUCUAUCUGUCCUCUGCUCGGUACCUGAUAAGCCAUACACUUCCCCAGCACCCAGCUGGCACCCAGUGCCCUGUGGCACACUUGCCUGCUCUGCCCCUGGCUGGGGGCCCUCGGGGCUGCCCAGCAGCACUGCACUGAAGGCAAGCUCAAGCAGCAGCUCCCCUGAAAUUUGCUUGUAAACUUGUCCUCCAUCUCCAGGUGAGGUGGGAGAUGGAAAGACCCCGCCAGUGGCUGGUGCAAACCCCACCACAAACCGGCCAGAGGCACUUUUCCGGAGGGAGUGGGAACCUGGCUGCUCCUCAAGCCAUCUCCAUUGUUUCCAUUUAUUUUUCAAACCCUGAGACCACUAGGGAUUCAGCCAUCCUAUGUAGAUAGAAUAUUAUAGCCUUAACUCUGUCAAUAGUUAGAUUAGAGUCUCCUGGGGUCUCCCUUCCCCAUGACUUAGAGGUUUAUUCUCAUUUCCCUCGUGUGGGAACUAUUUCGUCUUGCAGGGAGUAUGACCAAAGCCUCUGAAAUUGCACAAGAUGUGAUGCCAAGAGCCUGAGCCCUGCCAAGAGGGCCCUGGGCUCCGGGGCCAUCCAUGCAGCUGGUCUCUGGUGGGAUCAGGAGCACCGGCAGCACCGAUACCAGCACAGUUACCUGGCUAUUCCUCCCUGCUUUCGGGAAGCCAAGGUUCUGACAACCAGCCUGGCAGUGCAAGGGCCCACGGGCCACUGCGGGGUUUGAACUGCAGGUCCCCAACCUGCCGCCGGUGACCAUCACUGCCCUUGUGCCAUUUCAGUCUCAGCAGCAAGGUUUGGUGUCUCUCCUGCCACAAGCUCUCCCGGUUCCUCAUCCCACCUUAGCAAACACGAGCAGCUCUGGCCAAGACUGAGCAUCUGCUAUUGGCAAUUGCCUCAUUGUAGCUUUGCCUUUUUCUGUCCUAGUAUUUCCUCACAAUGAUGAUGUUUACAUGUGAUUGCUAUAGAGCUUAUGUAGAAUGUAUAUAGCGACACAUUUAGGGUGGGUAGUACUGUCCUGUGCUGUGCUGAUGUUUUUCAGAAAACGAUCAAUCCAAAAAAAAGCAAACAAAAAGAGAAGUAAACUAAGUGGAAUUCUUCCAUCUCCCACUCAGCUGGGCCCCGCUGAGGAUGCAUCAAGGUGGCAGAGGGGAAGGGUCAGUGCAAUGCCUGAGGAAGCCCUCUCCUGGGGGAUCACUCGGUCACUUCCCAAGCACUGGUUUUGGUGUACCCAGGUAUCAAAUUCCAAAGUUUUUCUGUGGCUGGGCACCCCGGGUCAGCCCCAGCCCCUGCCGUGCCUGGCUUCUGAAUACCAAGCUGGUGCUUGGGAAGGGGGGGGCUCAUCCUGCACAGAGCUCAUCAGCACUGCACCCAUAGGGUAAGGAGAGAUGCAAUAAGUGGUCUUUGUGGUGCCUGAAGCCUAUAAGUGGGAUUGCGUUUUGGGGGAGGUUUUAUUUGUUGGGGUUUUUGUUGUUUUCUUUCCCCAUUAAACAGGGAUGGCUUGUUUUCCCUCCUGCCCAGGGAAUUUCUCCAGGACUUAUGCACUAUGCCCAGAGGUGUGCAAGGUGCAGGGGCACUGUGGCCCAUCGCUGCCUGCUCCAGGGGCUUCCCUCAAAGUUCAGGAGUAGAGGGUGUUCAGCUCAAGAAGCACAGCUCUGCUGGCUUUAGAAUCCCUCACACAGGGUUUGUGGUGAAAAGUAAGUUCCCACUUUAGUUAUUUUCUUUUAUAUUUUUAAUAUAAAGGUGUCUUUAGCUCACAGCGCUCACAUCUGCAGAGGGGCAGGAAGGAGCGCUCGGGCACAAGGUGCAGGUGAAAGCUCUCUCCCUGAGCAGCCCGUGACUGUUCUGGAUGCUGACAGGGAAGUGGGGCAGGAUCAGAGCAGGGAGAGGCAGCCUGUGCUGCUGGGGAAGCCGGUGGCACCCAGUGCUUUGCUGCUGGGGACAGGGAGCAGGAUCACCCCCCUGCAGACAGGCUUUACAUCCCGCCCAGCCUGUGGCAUCAUGGUGGGUGCCCUGCUGUGGGUGUAGCUCAGAGCUUGGCAUCCUGAAAAGGGAAUCCUGGCCCCAGCUGCCUGUGAGGGCCGGGGCUGUGGGGCUGGUAGGAGUGCUACUUCAGAGAGGAACUGAGAGCCAAAGGGUGUAUUACGGUAGGCAAUAAGUAAGGAGGAGAUUUAUUUUUUUAAACAUAUGACUAUAGAAUGUCCCCCAGUAGUUUCCUACAGGUACUGUGGGGAAAUGCUGAAUGUGAAGUCUCAUGAUAAAAUGCCCCUUUGCCUUUUUUGCACAGAUUUGUCCCAGGGAAGCUUGUGGUUCAGGGUGGGAUACUGGGCUCUUGGCUGGAGCCCAGUGGGUCCCUGGGGCUCUGUGGGAAGGAGCAAACAUUUCUGAGUGUCUGGGCUGAAUGCAGAGGACAAUCCUGGGUUCUAGGUUCCGUGCUGCCCCAAAGAAAAGGUUUCUCCCUAUCCCCACUCAGCGCAGCUGACUGGACUGCACAUCGUCUUCAAUGAGGCGGCCGCUCAGUCACCGUGUUACAGUCUUGAGUGUCUGAUUCCAGCACUGGUCCAUGCAAAGGAGCAUUGCAAUUGCAGACCAGCACUAUUUUCCUUCUUUUUCUUUUGUUUUGGGUUAGUUUUUGUUCCUUUCUUUUGGAGGCAUGCUGAAUACUGAGAUACAUUCUUUGUACAUCAGCUGAGCCCUGACACCUUUUCUGUUCUAAAGCGUCAUAGUCCAUCCCUGACAAUCUCAAGCAAUAUAGAGCCAAAUGCAGCCUUUGAGUUUCAUUCCUCCUCCCUCGCCCACCCUGGGGUCAGGAGGGGAGGCAGCAGCCUGGCCCCAGUGCCCACGGCACCGAGCCGAGAGCCAUGCUGCAGUAAACACUGAGCUGGGGAGGGAGUGUGUGUAUGCACGUGAGAAAGAGAGAGAAAGAUUAAACUGAUGCAUUUCUUGAGAAAGGUGUAAGAAUUUCACCUAAAAAGGGGCACAUCUGCUUUGUUAUUUAUAUUAAAAAAUGAUAAAUUCUGUCUUUUCCUUCCCUUUUUUUCAAGUAAAAGGACACUGCUCAUACUUACAGGGGCCAAUUCUGCCUCCCUUCCUCAUGCUGAGUAAGUACUACUCAACUCUGCAGUUUUCUCCUUGCAGAGUAAGUAGAAGCAGCGGAAUUGAUCCCUCUGUGAUUAAGAAUCGAGUUUUUAGUCUGUUUUUUUUUAAUCGGUAGCAUUUUUUUAUAUUUCACUGCAUUUUUUCCCCAGUUCCGUUCUGUUGUGUCCUUAUUUAUGUAAUAUACUUUAACCUUAAAAGGCGGCAUGGAUUCUUAUGCCUUUCCUUUAUUAUUAUUGUUAUUAUUUUUGAACAAAGAGAUUUAUUUCUAGUGUGAUUUAACUGUCUACCUUCUAAGACAAGAGAACGUUUUCUUGUAUUUUUACAUUGUCAGAUUCUAUAGUUUCAUAGAUAAUUUAACCAAAUCGCUCAAUGUAUUAUCUCUAUCUCUCCGGUGGGUAUAAAAGUUCUAUUUUAAAUUGUGUAAAUACUUCAGAACUGGCUUCUUUUUCCAGACUCCCCAGCCGUGGAGUUACUUGUUUACAUCAAAAAGACUGUAGAAUCUCUACGCUCAUGUACUGUAAAUAGUGAAGUGAUCUGCCUAUAAAUAAACGAUAACAUAUAUACUACAAAGU
This is a messenger RNA of Melopsittacus undulatus (budgerigar), 7922 nucleotides long. It is a transcript of the gene PPARGC1B, whose product is annotated as PPARG coactivator 1 beta. The record is from RefSeq and is a predicted model, not a curated record. Gene Ontology annotation, cellular component: nucleus. Lineage: Eukaryota; Metazoa; Chordata; Aves; Psittaciformes; Psittaculidae. The transcript is spliced from 12 exons. Gene Ontology annotation, biological process: positive regulation of transcription by RNA polymerase II. The coding region runs from base 21 to 3086 and encodes 1021 amino acids. Gene Ontology annotation, molecular function: transcription factor binding; RNA binding.